AUGCUGCUGGCUUUGCCUGGACCGGCGUUCGUCCUGGACACGGUCCGCUUGGACAAUGGGACUGUGCUCGAUGCUUUUGCUUUGACUGCGAAUCCGAAUGCGACGCGAUUGCCGCGCGUGCUGCUCAACCGAGCGCAGGAAGCGACCGACCUGGCAGGCGAGCACCACACGGUACGCACUGCAUCGUCCAUCUGGGACGCGUCGCUGCAGCUCGCACGCUGUCUCGAGCGGCAGCACGACCGCCUCGACGAUCCGGACUUGGCGGUUGCAGACAAGCAUGUGCUCGAAUUGGGCGCAGGGAGUGGACUAGUCGGGUUGGCCUGCGCAGCUUUUGGAGCAAGGUCGGUUACUCUCACCGACACGGCCAGCGUAGUUGCCUCCAUACUGGAGCCCAAUCGACAGCUCAACCCUGCGCUGAUGCCGUAUGUGAGCUGCACUGCCCUCGAUUGGCUUCAUCAAGAGCGGGACAGACAGCUAGUACCAAACGCCAUCGAUGUGAUUGUUGCAGCGGAUGUCGUGUGGGUGGCGGACUUGGUAUUACCGUUGGUCAGAACCAUUCGAGCCCUCGCCAGUGCCUCAACGAUCGUGCUCCUCGCUCACCAAACGCGUUCAGCCCAGGUGGACGAAGUCCUGUUCGCCGCUUUGGCCGAAGCCGGUUUUGUUGCAACACCAGUCGCUAGCAUCACCAUGCAUCCCAGCUAUAUGAAGCCUGGCAUACGGAUAGUCAAGUUUCGUCUUGGGGGGUCAGUGGCCACCCUCUGA
Capsaspora owczarzaki ATCC 30864 is the source of this 762-nucleotide messenger RNA. RefSeq lists its product as hypothetical. The transcript is spliced from 5 exons. NCBI's taxonomy places the organism in Eukaryota, Filasterea, Ministeriida, Capsasporidae. The coding region runs from base 1 to 762 and encodes 253 amino acids. The record is from RefSeq and is a predicted model, not a curated record.